Messenger RNA from Tachyglossus aculeatus (Australian echidna), 2795 nucleotides. RefSeq names its product prostaglandin E receptor 4 (gene PTGER4). Gene Ontology annotation, cellular component: plasma membrane. The record is from RefSeq and is a predicted model, not a curated record. The transcript is spliced from 3 exons. Gene Ontology annotation, biological process: inflammatory response; adenylate cyclase-activating G protein-coupled receptor signaling pathway; cellular response to prostaglandin E stimulus. Gene Ontology annotation, molecular function: prostaglandin E receptor activity. NCBI's taxonomy places the organism in Eukaryota, Metazoa, Chordata, Mammalia, Monotremata, Tachyglossidae. The coding region runs from base 81 to 1553 and encodes 490 amino acids.
GGCGGGAGCGGACGGCCCGGUUCCCUCCCCCCCGACCUCCGCCGGCACAGGCGCCGUCGGGCCUCCGGGGAUUUCCCGCCAUGGACUCGCCGUCCGCCACCAACAGCACGGGCCCGGAACAUAACUCGCUGACCAUCCCGGCGGUGAUGUUCAUCUUCGGCGUGGUGGGCAACCUGACGGCCAUCGUGGUGCUGUGCAAAUCCCGCAAGGAGCAGAAGGAGACCACCUUCUACACCCUGGUGUGCGGGCUGGCGGUCACCGACCUGCUGGGCACCUCGCUGGUCAGCCCCGUGACCAUCGCCACCUACGUGAAGGGCCAGUGGCCGGGCGGGAUGGGGCUGUGCGAAUACAGCACCUUCAUCCUGCUCUUCUUCGGCCUGUCCGGGCUGAGCAUCAUCUGCGCCAUGAGCAUAGAGCGCUACUUGGCCAUCAACCACGCCUACUUCUACAGCCACUACGUGGACAAGAAGCUGGCCGGCCUGACGCUGUUCGCCGUCUACGUCUCCAACGUGCUCUUCUGCGCCCUGCCCAGCAUGGGGCUGGGCAGCUCCAAGCGCCACUUCCCGGACACCUGGUGCUUCAUCGACUGGAGCACCAACGUGACCACCCACGCCGCCUUCUCCUACAUGUACGCCGGCUUCAGCUCCUUCCUCAUCCUGGUCACCGUGCUCUGCAACGUGCUGGUCUGCGUGGCUCUCAUCCGCAUGCACCGGCAGUUCGUGCGUCGCACCUCCCUGGGCACUGACCAUCACCACUACCAUCACCACCACGAGCAGCACCCGGCCUCGGCGGCCACCCUGGCCACCGCCCACCUGGGCUCCGGCCCGGGGUCCUCCGCCGUCCCCCGGCUCAGCGACCUCCGUCGCCGCCGGAGCUUGCGCCGCAUCGCCGGGGCCGAGAUCCAGAUGGUCAUCCUGCUCAUCGCCACCUCGGUGGUGGUGCUCAUCUGCUCUAUCCCGCUGGUGGUGCGCGUCUUCGUGAACCAGCUGUACCAGCCGGAGACGGUGCGGGACAUCGGCAAGAACCCCGACCUGAAGGCCAUCCGCAUCGCGUCCGUGAACCCCAUCCUGGACCCCUGGAUCUACAUCCUGCUCCGCAAGACGGUACUCAGCAAGGCCAUCGAGAAGAUCAAGUGCCUGUUCUGCCGCAUGGGCGGGGGCGGGCGGGCGGCCCCCCCGGGGCACCGCUUCCCCUGCGCCGACGGCCGCGGCCCUUCCUCCUCCUCCUCCUCCUCGGCCUCCACCUCGGCCCGCUCGCGCUCCUUCCUGUCGCGGGAGCUGCGGGACGUCAGCAGCACGUCCCAGACCCUCCUCUACCUGCCCGAGCUCAGCGAGGGCAGCCUCGGGGGGCGGCCCGCCCUGCCGGGGGCCUCGGGGACCCCCGCCCCGGACGGCUCCGAGGCCUCGGACGCCUCCCAGGGCCCCGACUCGGACGGCGGCCUGCUGGCGGCGGGGCCCGGCCCGGGCCCGGCCUUAGGCCCCGCCAGGAAACCCUGCGGCCUGCGGGCCCUUUUCCCCAGUGAGACGUUGAACUUUUCCGAAAAGUGCAUCUAGCCGGGGGUCGGGAACGGUACGGGGAUUGAUGGUGGGGGAGACUCCCGCUCCGGGAUCCCCCGGAGCGUCGAACACGUGCGGCGAGGAGGCGGGAGGCCCCUCUCCGGGCCGGACGUCUGACCUCUCCCGCCGUCGGGAAUGGGGGGCUCGAGGACGGGAUACCCCGAGCGCACCCAGCCCGGGUGAGGGGGACCGGCUCCGGGGCGGAGGGUCCGCCGGUGGGAGAGACGCACCCCUUUCCGACCGGACCCGGGGGGCCGAGUCCGCGACUGGCGGUCGGCCCUCCGGUCGUCGCGGCGGGCGGUCCGCUCAAGUGUCUCGCUUGAGCACGAAAAUGUGAAUUUUAAUGGUCGUUUAGGCGAACGGAGAAUACGAGCCAAAGUAUUCCGGACCUUUUCUUCUCUGUGAGAAGGUGAAUUAUGGACGCAGAGUAUGGUGAAAUAGACCACGCGCCUCGAAGGACGCCGCUGACGGGACCGAUUUCCCUGUUAGCCGGAUCCUCCGGAGGCACCGAGGGGUGAUCCGUGGAUUCUCCAUCGUCAAACCAACGGAUGGCAAAGGAGAUGGGUGCCGUCUUUUAGUAACGUCAAGGGAGUGGGAAAAAAAACAACAAUUAGACCCCAAAAUUUGGAAAAGCACAGUCCGAACUGUACCUAUUCCAAGGUUUUUUUAUUUUUUUUUAACUCUACCAAAGGGGAACCAGACACGGUAGUAAAGAUCCACACCCGGCACCCGCCGUUUAAAUAAUACAAUGGAAAUCGAGGCUCAGUUAACAGCAAGGCUUCGGGUUUUCCUUUUAAUCGAAGUGAACGGAAUCUCCGUCUGCCUCUUUUAAGGCUUCAGUGUGUCAUCUUCACCAGCUUCGGAGGCGAGGCUGGAGAGUUUCCCGCAGAGAGAGCAGAAGCGCUUAGUACAGUGCUCUGCACACAGUAAGCGCUCAAUAAAUACGAUUGAUGAUGAUGGAGAGUUUCCGGCAGAGAGAGCGUUCACCACCCCGUCGAAGGGCGGGCAGGUUGGCUUCUCUCCCAGGCCUCCGUGUUUCGCUUCAUCCCACCCCUCGCUCCCCCGUACAGAGACGUGGAAGGCCUUUUCUUUUCUUUGAAAGCGCUCCGCAUGUCCCGUGGCUUCAAAUGUUUGUGAAUUGCUCUUGUAAUGAACCUCUGAGCCUGAUGUUGGUAUUGUUUGAGAAGUCGUCGUACCAGCCCAAAUCGUUUUGGAGAUCGCAAUAAAACGGAAACUUGG